GAGAUAAAAGGCCCAGUCUGUGACACCUGUUUUCACUGAGAAUCGUAGUUCCACCAAGAGGAAACAUGGGUCACUACUUGUACUUCUCUGCUGAGACAUGGACCCUGCUGAUUGCCUUUGUCACGUUACUCCUAGUGUAUGCCUACUGGCCUUAUGGGGCUUUCAAAAGAUUAGGGAUCUCUGGCCCCAAACCCAUCCCGUUUUUUGGAACAAUGCUGCAUUAUCGAAGGAGUGUAGACAUCGACUCCCUGAACAACCCAGCCGACCCGUUUGUGACAAAUAUCAAGAAGAUGUUGAAGUUUGACUUUUUAAACCCCCUCUUCCUCGCAGUCGCGUUUUUCCCCUUUCUCGGUCCCGUACUUGAAAAGUUUGAAUUUUCUUUUUUUCCUGCAUCUGUGACCGACUUCUUCUAUGCUUCUCUGAGAAAGAUCAAAGCUAACCGUGAAGGCAGCAAAGACAAGAGUCGGAUAGAUUUUCUACAACUGAUGAUUGAUUCCCAAAAGAACAGUGAGGUGCAACAGGAAAAAAGUUUAAAUGACCAUGAGAUUCUAUCUCAAUCCAUGACAUUCAUUUUUGCUGGU
Messenger RNA from Cyprinodon variegatus (sheepshead minnow), 581 nucleotides. Its product is annotated as cytochrome P450 3A30-like. Gene Ontology annotation, molecular function: iron ion binding; heme binding; oxidoreductase activity, acting on paired donors, with incorporation or reduction of molecular oxygen. The transcript is spliced from 6 exons. The annotation marks the transcript as partial. The record is from RefSeq and is a predicted model, not a curated record. Lineage: Eukaryota; Metazoa; Chordata; Actinopteri; Cyprinodontiformes; Cyprinodontidae.